Molecule: messenger RNA, 636 nt
Organism: Truncatella angustata
Lineage: Eukaryota; Fungi; Ascomycota; Sordariomycetes; Amphisphaeriales; Sporocadaceae
Product: aldehyde dehydrogenase domain-containing protein
Exons: 1
Coding region: 1-636 (211 amino acids)
Molecular function (GO): aldehyde dehydrogenase (NAD+) activity
Source: RefSeq, a predicted model, not a curated record
AUGAACAACAGUAAAAGCUUAGAAGUUGGAGGCAAGAGCCCAUUGCUUAUCUUUGAGGACGCCGAUAUUGCAAAGGCUGUGUCCUCAGCCACGCUCUCUAUUCUCCCAAACUCUGGCCAAACGUGGAUGACUACUUCAAGAAUUUACGUCCAAGAGGGAAUUGCAGCACAAUUUAUCGAGACAAUCAAAUCCGCCAUGAUCCAGCAAGGUGGCGAAUCGGACCCUUCUAGUCCUGGAGUACGAAGGGGCCGCAGGCCGACAAGCUCCAGUUCGAACGAGUCUAGUCAUACGUGGACUAUACCAAAGAUAGCAGCUUGCACGUCGUUCUCGGUGGCGGAAGAAUUGGUUCAGAGGGGCUACUUUUGUGAGUCGACCAUCAUUGUCAAUGCCCCUGAAAACUCUAGAGUCAUGAGAGAGGAGAUCUUCGGUCCUAUGUUGUGUAUCAAUACAUUUCGUAACGAGGACGAAGGUCUGAAAAGGGUGAAGGAUGCAGACUAUGGUCUCUAUGCAAGUGUCUUCACUACUUAUCUAUCGCGAUCCAUGCGCGUCGCUAAAGAGCUGGAAGCUGGAGCCGUUGGUGUGAAUUGCACAAGCCCUACUAUGUUCAUUGGCAUGUCGAUGGGCGGAUGCAAGUAG